Messenger RNA from Miscanthus lutarioriparius, 504 nucleotides. The record is from the annotation of a GenBank genome assembly. Lineage: Eukaryota; Viridiplantae; Streptophyta; Magnoliopsida; Poales; Poaceae.
AUGGCGGCCUCCUCUGCAUCGGGUCUCCUCGCCACGGCGGCGCUCGUCGUGGCGCUCAUGCUCAGCGGCACGACGACGACCCUCGCGGCGCGCCAUCUCGCCGACACAACCCCGGCGGCCGCGCCCGCCGCCGUCGUUCCAGGCAUUCCCGCCGUGCCGAAGCCGCCCGUCGUGCCCACUGUGCCUGCGGUGGGCGCCCUGCCACCGAUUCCCGCCGUGCCGACGACGGUGCCUGCGGUGGGCGCCGUCCCACCGAUCCCCGCGGUGCCGGCAGUCGUCCCUGCCGCGACGACCUUGCCGCCCAUGCCAUCGGUGCCGGCGGUCCCAGCGGCGACCUUGCCGCCGAUGCCCAAGGUGCCCGCCGUGCCGAACGCCGCCGCGUUGCCUCCGAUGCCGGCCGUGCCGAAGGUUACCCUGCCACCCAUGCCCAAGGUGACACUGCCGCCGAUGCCCUCUAUCCCCGGUGUGCCGAUGCCUUUGUUGGCGCCACCUCCUUCGGCCUGA